CCCAGUUGAGUCCCGUGAGUGGUCCGGGCAAGUACGAAAUACGGAUAGUUACGGUGGCGCGACGGGGUUUAUAACGGGGGGGUCGAGAAAUAAUAAAACUGCCAUCGAGCGUCGAGGGUGUGUGUUGUCUGAGACGCGAGCCCAUUGGCAACAUUGGGCGACUGAAAAUAUAAGUGUUUACGCGUUACGGGGGGGGGGUCCCAAUCGAUUGGUCAAUAAUAUUUAAUAAACAGAGGAAUUAUUGACGCUGUUGUACGGAGUUUACACUGUCUGCAGAGGUUAUACGUGUUGAAUAAAUAUCUUGUCGGCUACCGUGUGAGGCUAGCUGUCACUUCGAUCGCCAUUUUAGCGCCGUUCAGCACGGGAAUGCGCGCCGCCGGUAGAUUCGAUUCACUACUGGAGGACAGUGAACGCGAGUGUGUGACUGUGAGACGUGUUCAUACGUGUUUUUAUUUGUUGAUUGUCGAUAACAAUUAAUUAAUCAAUCAUUAGUGCUAAUAUAAAUUGCGUUGAGGGGAAUUUUAUUAAUUUUCUGAGCAAAUCAAGAGGCAUGCAGCUGUAAGGAAUAGUGGGGAUUGGCAAUAUCAGAAAAAAAAGUGCCGGUUUGUUUGAAAUAUCCCGAGUUCAAUAUUUUAUUUGUCUCGUGAAAAGGGCACGGCCUCUACAUUUGUUUCAUUCUCCUACAUUCGGCCUUUUUCACUCCCCUCCUUUGGCAAUAACCAACGGGACAGACUCGAGUGCUGUGAAUUCUCGGUAAAACAGACAUUUUUUUUUUGAGAAUUUUCAUCUCAAAGUGGGGUUUGUAAAUUGAAAAUAUUGGAAAUUAAUAUUUUGGGUAAAGCCUUGGCGUCAUUCGAGUCAUGAUAGCUGUCAAUAAUAAUAGUAUUCAAGAAGGACUCAGUGUGUCUCGUCAUCGCGUCCGAGUAUAACCUCUCUCGUGACUUUUUUUUCGGGAGCUCAUGUGGUUCCAUUGGUGCGCUCUUAUCCGCGAGUGACGGCAUACAGCCUCGAUUAUCUCGAAUAUCUUCGAUCUUAGGGGUGGGAUCGACUUUUUAUCGUAGAGACAACCGGUGCAUCGAAACAGGAAGAAGAGAGAUAGGGAGACCACGAGGUCCUCACCAUUGAAAAUUGGAAUUGAGAAAAAUUUGGGAAAAAAAAAUCAAAGAGAAUGGAGUGAUUUUCGUGUAUACAUAUCUCGGAUCAUUUUUUAUACAAGAGAUUGGACGUAAAUAGUUGCUGGGGAGAUUGGUAGCAGUUUUGUCCAUUGUUUUGUGAAGUGAAGUGUAUUAUUGUGAUUUUUUUCUUAGAAUCGGUGGAUUGUGGGGAAAAAUAACGAGAUAAUCGUUAUUUUAAGGUAGAAAGGACAAGGGGAUUGUUUGGAAUAUAUAUAUUUUUUUUUUCUACCGUCUGGCUGUUGACUCACACCAGACUCGAGUGUUUGGGGUCACGGUAGACGCACCAGAGGCCCUCUGACGUAAUUAUUCGUAAGAAACGAAAUUGAAGGUGGGAGAAAAGGAGAGUUAGUGGCAAAGUUGAUGACUAUUUCUUAGAAUUUAGGAGUGUGCUGGGAAAAUAAAAAUAAUCGUAAAUAAAGUGAAUAGUGUGUGAGUGAGAAGUACCGGUGGAGCUGUAGUGUAAGGGUCGCGUGUUAUCGGCCACAGCGAAAUAUCCUAUGGUAAAAGUGCUUAAUCAGCUCCGUGGAUAAGGGGUUGUUACCUUUUCAAGUGUGUAAAGGAUCGAAGGCAACGGGGCCGCGCGAGAUGAUUCUGCGCGUCUGAAGGAGAGACAAGGAGAGCACGAUUUCACGGAGGAAAAGCGCUGGAGGCCAAAAGAAUAAGAAAAACAAGUGGAUCUCCAAGAAAUUCCUUCUGCAAGUGGUGGAGGUGGUGGGGGGCGGGUAAUCCGUCCCGUAGUAUAGUAAGGUAGUUUAGAAUAAUUCCGGAAUUGAGCGGGUAAACGGGGGACCAAAGGAGAAUAAAGUGGAUAGCAAACGAUGAUGAGUAAUAAACUUGAAUUUCGAGGGCUACCGCCUCUCCUCACACUGCUCAUUGGCAUUACAAUUCUACUUCAAAUGCCAAAAAUAAGAGCAACAUCAUCGGACAUUGUCCAUCAAUUUUACGAUGCCGAUGUUCAACGAAUGAAUCAUCUCGUUGUUGAUAAAAAUACUGGACGUGUAUACGUUGGUGCUGUUAAUCGUUUGUACCAAUUCUCCCCUGAUUUGAAUCUUGUGGUGAAGGUGGUAACUGGACCGCAGGAUGAUGCACUGACAUGCUCGAGUUUGGAUUGUCCUCGUGAAGCUGUUAAAGGUCUAGUUGACAAUGUCAAUAAGGCACUUGUCAUUGAUUACACAACAUCACGUCUAAUAUCCUGCAACAGUUUGUUUCAAGGCACUUGUGAUGUACGAAAUAUUCACAAUAUCACUGAUGUUGUCCAGAAGGUCAAAGAGGCUGUGGUUGCUAAUAAUGCAACAGCAUCAACAGUAGCAUUUAUAGCACCAGGACCACCAAAUCCACCAGUGUCACAAGUCAUGUACGUCGGUGUCACGUACACUGGUAACUCACCGUACAGGUCAGAAGUGCCAGCUGUCAGUUCUCGUUCACUCGACAAAGAGAAGAUGCUGAACAUUGCUGAAUCAGCAGUCACAACUGGAACCAGAAUCUACGUUAAUUCAUUGUCACGUGAACGUUAUCCCAUUAACUAUAUAUAUGGAUUCAGCAGUGAGGGAUUCAGUUAUUUCUUUACAACACAACUGAAGGAUACAGAAGCAUCGAAUUACAUAUCCAAACUCGUAAGACUUUGUCAGGAUGAUAUGCAUUAUUAUUCAUACACUGAGAUACCAGUUGAGUGUAAAAAUGAAGGGAGAAAUUAUAAUCUCGUACAAGCAGCUUAUGUUGGCAAAGCUGGCUCUGUACUUGCUGGUGCACUUGGAAUAACAGCUCAGGAUGAUGUUUUGUACGCUGUGUUUGCUGAGAGUGAUGCACCAACUAGUCCGAGGCCCAGUAAUCAUUCUGCACUGUGUGUUUAUACAUUGAAGAAUAUCAGAAGAAAGUUUAUGAGGAAUAUACAGAAGUGCUUCAGUGGUGAUGGACAACGGGGUCUGGAGUUCAUAUCGCCGAGUCACAAAUGCGUCCUUACGAAACUCCAAACAAUUGCGGAGGACUUCUGCGGCCUGGAUGUAAACACACCAUUGGGUGGACAGGAGCCAAUGACCGCUGUUCCAGUGUUAACAUUCGAUACACUAUUGACCGCCGUAGCAGCAACAUCAACUGGCGAUUUUACCGUAGUUUUUAUUGGCACGCAACACGGUCAUCUGAAAAAGGUCGUAGUUGAGAGUGCAAGCGGUGCCCAGGAGUACGGUGACUUGGAGAUUGACGCUGACUCAGCCGUGAACCCUGACCUCCUCUUCGAUUCGCAGCAGCCACCGAUGCAUCUCUAUGUGCUAACCGAAAAGAAAGUAUCAAAGGUGAAGGUGCAGGAAUGCUCAGUUUAUAAAACCUGCUGGGAUUGCUUGGGCGCCAAGGAUCCCUACUGUGGCUGGUGUUCACUGGAGAACAAGUGUAAUCUCCGUAGUGACUGUCAAGAUGCUGCCAACGACCCACUCUACUGGAUAAGCUACAAGAGUGGCAAGUGUACGACGAUAACAAGUGUGACGCCGAAUGAGCUCCAGAAAACGAUAGCCAGAACUCUUGAUCUUGUCAUUGAUAAUCUGCCGACACUCAACGGAGAUUUCCUGUGUGCAUUUUCGGCUCUCGAUAAGACACUUAUCACAAAUGCCACGCGGAAAUCGUAUGGGGUCAAUUGUACAACACCAAGGACUGAUCUACUGCCAGUGAUACCAGUUGGACAUCAUCACUUCACCGCCAAGCUGUCCGUCAGAAUGACCAAUGGUCCUGAUCUUGUCGCCACUAAUUUUACCUUCUUCGAUUGCAACACUUACUCAUCGUGCACGGAGUGCGUCUCAUCGAGCUUCCCCUGUGAUUGGUGCGUCGACGGGCACAGGUGUACUCACGAUACAGCUGCCAAUUGUCGUAAUGACAUACUCGUCACUGGAGUCAGUAGGACUGGACCGAGUUACAGGAGUGGACCAGCAUUUUGCCCGACGAUAAAUGCCACCGACUCGCAGGAGAUUCUUGUGUCUGCGGGAAUUAAAAAACCUAUUCGGGUUAAAGUUCAUAUCAUAGGGCAAUUCAUCAUCCAAACCCGAUUCGUCUGUCAAUUCAACAUUGAGGGUCGAGUGACAAGUGUCAAUGCCCGCCUCCUAGCCGACACAAUCUACUGCGAUGACAUGGAGUUCUCCUAUACCUCGCGAACUCCCAACAUAACAGUCCCCUUUGCUGUAAUCUGGGGUGGUUCAAAACCCCUGGACAAUCCCGACAAUAUUCAUGUGGUAAUCUACCGCUGUCGAGAUAUGGCGGACAACUGCGGCAUGUGCUUGGCAAUCCCUCCGAAAUACGGUUGUGGCUGGUGCCAGAGCACCGACAGAUGCGAAGUCAAAGAUCAGUGUGGCCGAGGCUCUGGAAUCUGGCUGAAUCGAAAUCAAACAUGUCCAAAUCCAGAGAUCCACGGGUUCGAGCCUAUGAUGGGACCUUGGGAGGGCAACACAAACGUCACAAUUCGGGGUAUCAAUCUCGGAAAAACCUUUAACGAUAUCUACGCAGGUGUGACAGUCGCUGGAGUUCCUUGUCAACCUUACGAACAACUUUAUGUCCGCACAAAGCAAAUUACUUGUCGGGUGGACGGUCCUGGCUCGAAGAAGUUGGAAGUCGGGCCAGUUAUCGUGAAGAUUGAAAACUACAGAGGCCAGUCUAAAGAUAACUACGAGUUUGUGGAUCCAGUAAUUACUAACAUCUCGCCCAGAUACGGUCCACGAAGUGGAGGAACCAUCGUAAAGAUAACUGGCAGGUAUAUGAACGCCGGAAGUGAAAUCCGCGUGACAAUUGACGAGCUCCCCUGCUCCGUUAUAUCCGCCGAGUUCAAUGAGACCCUGUGCAUGACCUCAGCCAGCAGCAUAAAUCGAAAUGGAACCCUCUUGAUGACCUUCGACGGUAGGAACCGAACCUACAACGGUUACUUCGAGUACGUCGACGAUCCCACGAUAGAAUCAGUCGAGAGCGGUGUCGCAGGGCAGAUGAAAAUUCCCAAAGGUAUACCAGCUGGUGGAAUCAAGAUCUCAGUCACUGGAAAGAAUUUGGGCUACAUCCAGAAUCCCCAGAUGUAUGUGUACUAUGACGAAAAGAUGUUCGUCUCUCGCUGCGAUGUACUGAGUCAAACGAGCAUGGACUGUCGUUCUCCAUCGAUUGAGGUACCUGAGAACGUAGGUCUCGACGCAGAGCGCCCCCUCGCUCUUGAGUACGGCUUCAGAAUGGACAAUGUCACUGGGGUACAGAAUCUCUCCCAAAACGGCUUUAAUCAUUUCCUGCUGUAUCCAAAUCCAAUCUACGACGAGUUUGAUGAGGAGGUCAAGUACUACAAGAGUGAUUACUUGACGAUCAAUGGACAGCAUCUGGACAGGGCUUGUCAGGAGUCCGAUGUGAUCGUGCAGAUUGGAAGUACCUACUGCAAUGUAACGUCGUUGUCGAGACAACAGCUGACCUGCAGGCCUCCACCAUCACAGCCUCCUGCACUAAGCGCUGAGGGUCUGCCGGACAAGCAGGAACUCCCUGAAGUGAUUGUCAUCGUUGGAAAUACCUUAAAAUUCAACAUUGGAAAACUGAGCUAUGCAUUGCCUGCUGGACUCAACGGACCACUCUCAAGGCCUGCUCUCAUUGGUGUCAUCGCUGCAAUCGUCAUUCUCGUGAUAAUCUUCAUCGCCUUUCUGAUCGCUUACCGGAGGAAGUCCACUGAGAGCAAUCGUGUUCUCAAGAACAUGCAGGAGCAAAUGGACAUACUUGAGCUAAGAGUCGCUGCCGAGUGCAAAGAGGCAUUCGCUGAAUUGCAGACGGAAAUGACUGAUCUCACUGGGGAUCUCACUAGCGGUGGCAUUCCCUUCCUCGAUUACAGGACUUAUGCCAUGAAGAUUCUGUUCCCCAAUGUUGAUAAUCAUGUUGUUCUCCAGUGGGAUAGACCUGAGUUGCAGAGAAAGGAGAAGGGCUUGAGGCUGUUUGGUCAAUUGAUUAUGCAUAAGACGUUUCUGCUGCUGUUUGUGAGGACUCUCGAGAGCAAUCGGUAUUUCUCCAUGAGGGAUAGGGUCAAUGUCGCUAGUUUGAUCAUGGUUACGCUCCAGAGUAAGAUGGAGUAUUGCACUGAUAUUCUGAAGACUCUACUUGCCGAGCUCAUUGAGAAGUGCAUGGAGGGAAAAAGUCAUCCGAAAUUGUUACUUAGGAGAACGGAGAGUGUGGCUGAAAAAAUGUUAUCCGCGUGGUUCACGUUUCUUUUGUACAAAUUUAUGCGAGAGUGCGCUGGCGAACCACUCUACAUGCUGUUCCGUGCUAUGAAGCAGCAGGUUGACAAGGGCCCUGUUGAUUCAAUCUCCUCCGAAGCCCGUUAUUCACUGUCAGAGGAGAAACUCAUAAGACAGUCUAUUGACUUUAAACCAAUGACUGUCUUCGUGACAAUUGCUCAGCAGACGGUGUUCAGCAAUCUUGAUCCUACAACGGAGAAUGUGCCAGUCAAGCUACUUGACUGUGACACAAUUUCUCAAGUAAAGGAGAAGGCAUUAGACACUAUUUAUCGUGCCACUCCAUAUAGCCAACGGCCAAGAAAAGAGGAUCUUGACCUCGAAUGGCGAACAGGGGCAUCAGGAAGACUGAUCCUCUACGACGAGGACACGACAACAAAGACAGAGGGUGAAUGGAAAAAGCGAAAUACUUUGAAUCACUACAGAGUACCAGACGGUGCAUCGCUGAGUUUAGUCUCAAAACAAUCAUCCAUCUACAAUCUUUCGAUAUUGUCAGAGAAAACUGACAAAUCACACAAGUACGAAACGCUCAAUCUAAGUAAAUUCAGCUCAGCGAGUCCGCCAUUGUCACGUGCGACAUCGCCCCUCAAUCACGAUCACGAUGGUGGUCUCAAGGUUUGGCAUUUGGUGAAGCAUCACGAUACAGAUGCUCAGAAGGAGGGUGAGCGUGGCAACAAGAUGGUCUCGGAGAUUUAUCUUACGAGGUUACUCGCCACCAAGGGCACACUACAAAAAUUCGUCGACGAUCUUUUUGAAACAAUAUUCAGCACUGCACAUCGUGGUUCUGCACUGCCACUAGCCAUUAAAUAUAUGUUUGAUUUUCUCGAUGAUCAAGCUAUUCAUCAUGGCAUAUCUGAUCCCGAAGUUGUACACACGUGGAAGAGCAAUUCACUUCCACUCAGGUUUUGGGUCAAUCUUAUUAAAAAUCCAAACUUUGUGUUUGACAUACAUAAGUCAAAUAUUGUGGAUUCCUGUCUCUCUGUCGUUGCACAGACAUUUAUGGAUAGCUGUUCGACGUCGGAUCAUAGGCUAGGCAAAGACUCACCGAGUUCAAAGCUGCUUUACGCAAAAGACAUUCCAGUGUACAAAGAGUGGGUAGAGCGUUACUACUCGGAUAUUAAAACCAUGCCCGCCAUAUCUGAUCACGAUAUGAAUGCAAUGUUAGCUGAAGAGUCAAGAUUACACACGACAGAAUUCAAUACGAAUUGUGCCCUGUACGAGCUCUAUACAUAUGCAGGAAAGUACAACGAACAAUUAAUAGUGACCCUGGAGGAGGACGAAUUCUCGCAGAAACAGAGAUUGGCGUACAAACUUGAGCAGGUGCACAAUAUAAUGGCAGCGGAUGCCAAUCCCUGAUGUCCCGUUAUACCAACCAAGUAUCCGACAAAGCCCAGGCACGAGUGGCCCUGCUGAGGACCUGUCGAAACUCGGUUACGGAUUCAAAUGCUAUAAAAAAAAUAUUGAAAAACGAUUGAACGUGGCCUAACGCUAUGACUGAACGUUGUGACGUCAACUCCAAGACGACCGAGGAAAGACACUUGAAGAAAUAUCAAUGUUUCCCAUCGUUUUCAUUUAAUUUCGAUAAAACCGAAUGAAAUUGUUUUACAAUCGUCCCAAUUUUGUGAUUUAAUACGUGAGAAAAUGUGAAAAGUGAGAAAUGAACUCACGUACUAUCAGUUAAGGUAAUGAAGUGCGCGCAACGUUCGAAAAGAAAUUGUGUAUCGAAAUAAUAAUAGGUGUUUCAUAAAUGAAUAAUUAAUAACAAAGGAAUGAAAUAAAUUUUAAAUAAAAAAAAAAGCACAUACGACAAAGUCUUCUGGAAGGCCGCUGGCUGGCAGGUGUGACUAAUUAUCAUCGCACUUACCAGAUAAUUGUAAAUAAUAUACCAAAUAAAUUUAAAUAAUAAAUGAUAUUGCAAUAGGAUUAAAAUUAAAAUCACGCUCACACUCCGGCGGCCGACGAAUAUAUCGUCAUUUAAACUCAAUAGUCGAUCGUCGAUUUUGGGGUGAUGAGAGAUCUUACGAUCAAGGGUUUUUAAUGGAAAAAACGUUAUUUGGAUAUGGUAAUUAUCAUUGAUUAAAUGAUGAAUGAAUGAAAUUAUUUGUAAAUCAGUCGUUCGUAUAUUGAAUUUGUAAAUUGUGCAACUGAUCUAUCCGCGCCACGUGCCCGAUGUCAGCGACUGACGACUGAUGAUUUAAGUAAAAUGGUAAAGAUUUUUUAAAGAAGCACAAACAUUUCCAUCCACGGAUUGAUUGAAGGCGAAUCGAUAGGCUGCGAAUUACAGUCGAGGUGAACAUACGAAAUGAGUGGAGUGUCUGGCUGCCCGAUUUGAGAUUAAGAGGAGAUUCGUAUGUUGUUCAAUUCCUACGUUACAGAUCGAUUAUAAUUGUAUUAAAACACAUAAUGAGUGUCCAACAAUAUUCCCUCAGUGGUUGUGUCGCAUAGUUUAUUUUUUAAUUUGCAACAUUUAUGCCCGAUAUUCUGUCGAUGGAUUCUCUAAAUAAAAAUUACGUUAUUAUUUAACCAAAAACAAAAUUACCUGCGCUCGAUGGGGAACAUGGUAUAUUGUGCAGCUUUUUUAAAUUAAAAAAAUCAUUCACUGGAAAAUUAAGAACAUUACGAACAAUGAACAAUUUCUUUUACCCUGAAUUUUUAUUUUUAUACAUAUGUAAUCGAUCUGCAAUGUAUGAAAAAUUUCAAGAAUUCAUACUAGUCUCUCCUUAAUGAGUGAUUCUAGGAGAAAUUGUCAGGAUCUUUCUUACGAGAUAUUAAAAAAUGUCUUCUCCCAUUUUCUCCUAGAGUCCACCGUUUUGAGAUAAUUGCAAAAGUCCAUCAAUCGAAUAAAAAAAUAUUGACUGGUCCGAGUUCACCGGAUUGCGAUAAAUUAAUGUACGAAAAAGAAACUAGUUAAAUAAUUAAUAUGAAAAAAAUAUAUAUAUAAGAUUGGAUGGUCAUUAUGUAUAUGUGUACAUACAUACACUAAUCAAAUGCUCUGUGCAUUGAGAAAAUUAAUAAUUACUAAAUGAUAAGAAAACCGCAUGUGUAUGUAUAUAUGUGUGCGUGCUGUGCCCUUCCGUAAACAAAAAACAAUGAUGAAUAAUAUUGUCGCGAAUAUAAAUAUAUAGUAUAUAUAGACGCACACACAUUCGAGGAUAAGACGGGGAGAAUACGAUGAAAAAAGAUUGACAAGAAAAGGUCCGUGAGAAAAACGUGAAUAAAAAAAACAACAGUGAAAUAAAAUUUUUUGGGAGAUUAAUGAGAUGGUGUAUUAGUUCUAGGUAAUUUUACUACAGAUAAAUGAGUAAAUAAAUAAAUUGAUAUGGACUUAUGGUCACGCGCGCGCGAGGCCAGCUCGAUGUGACGGUUGUGUUGAGUGUGCGUGCUUCCCUCUUCCUAAUGAAAAAAAAUAAAUAAA
Molecule: messenger RNA, 9812 nt
Organism: Diachasmimorpha longicaudata
Lineage: Eukaryota; Metazoa; Arthropoda; Insecta; Hymenoptera; Braconidae
Product: plexin-A4
Exons: 11
Coding region: 1994-7753 (1919 amino acids)
Biological process (GO): positive regulation of axonogenesis; negative regulation of cell adhesion; semaphorin-plexin signaling pathway involved in axon guidance
Cellular component (GO): semaphorin receptor complex; plasma membrane
Molecular function (GO): semaphorin receptor activity; protein binding
Source: RefSeq, a predicted model, not a curated record